AUGCAUGGUUUCUUUGCGGCUAAGAGAGGAUUGAGACAAGGGGAUCCUAUGUCUCCAUUGUUAUUUGUACUUGGCAUGGAAUAUCUGUCCAGAAUCAUGCUUAAAGUUGGCUCAUCUUCAGGUUACAAAUUCCAUGACAGGCGUUCUGGUUUAAAGCUGAAUCAGUUAUGCUUUGCAGAUGAUUUAUUAUUAUUCUGUCAUGGAGAUUUUGUUUCUAUUCUUUGGAUGCUUAGGGGGCUCAAAUUAUUUUCAAAGACUUUGGGACUUAUUCCAAAUGAGACUAAAUCUGCAAUCUAUUGUAGUGGCAUGCCUGAAACUGAGAUUGUUAAAGUGCUGGCUAUUUCAGGGUCCACUCGUAGUUCCCUGCCAUUCCGGUACCUUGGUAUCCCUAUAUGCUCCAAGCGUAUUUCUUCUGCUGAAUGUGGGGUGAUUCUCGAAAAAAUGUUAUUGAGGGAUAUAGAGGCCACUUGUAGAGCCUUUCUUUGGAAAGGUUUGGGAGAGUCUCAAGGUUCAGGUUUAGUCGCUUGGAGCUCUGUGGACUGGUGGGAGUAUUCAGUGCAACAGAAUUGCAGCUGGUAUUGGAAGAAAAUUGUUGCUAUUAAAGAUCUCUUUAAAGUCAAACUGGAUAAGGCAGCUUUUAUAGCAAUGAAACAUAGUAUUCAAUCCGUGUAUGAUAUACUAUAUGAUCAACAUAUUAAUGUACAGUGGAGUAAGUCUGUUUGGGAGAGAAUUAGUAUACCGAAGCAUAGAUUCAUUCUAUGGUUAGUGAUGCUUCAGAAGUUGAGUACCAGAUCUUAUAUCAGCAGAUAUUUACCAGGUCUGGACACAGUGUGUUUGCUAUGUGGUGAUCACAAUGAAGAUCUUCCUCACUUGUUUUUUCAAUGUACUUACAGUAAGGCUUUUCUUUUGAGGAUGAAGGAAUGGAUUGGCUGCCGAGCACAAACAGAACAUUACCAUCAACUAUUGCAAUGGAUAUACAAAGCGAAGCAUCUGAGUAAAGUCAAGAAAGGAAUUUUUAUAGCUGUUGUUACUGCACUGGUGUAUCAUAUAUGGAGGGCACGUAAUGAUGUUUUGUGGUCAUAUAAACUUUGGCAUGUAAAUCAUAUUAUAGAAGUUAUUAAAAGAGAGCUCAAAUUGAGAUUGCCUAUGUCAAUGCCAAGGAAAACAAGAAGUAGUGAUAAAGAGUGGUUUCAAAAAUUGUAA
Messenger RNA from Humulus lupulus (European hop), 1203 nucleotides. RefSeq lists its product as uncharacterized. The transcript has 3 exons. The record is from RefSeq and is a predicted model, not a curated record. Bases 1 to 1203 code for a protein of 400 amino acids. Lineage: Eukaryota; Viridiplantae; Streptophyta; Magnoliopsida; Rosales; Cannabaceae.